AUGGCUGGGACUCCACCUUCAAAACGUGCGAAGACGCAAGGUGGGAAACAAGAAGCUGAGGCCGAAGAUCAGGAUGUGCCGAUACUGUCUGGAAGCAGCGUGACUCAAGUUGAGACCCCAUCAAGAAAGUGUGCCUCUGCUUCACAGACACAAGUGAAGAAAUGGGCCCCGGGAAACCCAACACUCAAUGAUCUGUCAAGACUGGCUGAGGCCUCUGUUGCUGGUUACCUUGGCUACACCGACACUCUACAUCUACGCGAUCUGAUGUGGUCCUGGCCAAUUAUGAGGGGAGCAAUGGUUUUUGAGACUAUCCUUAAGAAUAAGAUCCAAGUCACAGCGACUUCCAUCUUAGAAUCUUCACUCAACGACGUUGAUGCAUAUGAAUAUGAGACCAAUAUCGACACACUAGUCUUCAACUUCAACAACCGCUCCGAAGAAGAUAAGGCCAAUACAGAGGACACAACGCGAGCACUUACUCUCAUGUUUGCGGGAACCAUACAUCAUACCGCCCGUGCUCUUGAGGAUGUUGGGCUGUUAACUCUUGAGGACACAGAGUUACAAUCACAGUUUGCCAAGCUCCGCAUUGAGCAGUCUGGAGUGAAGGGGUUUUUUGUCCCAGCUUUUGACAAGACGACUUUACUAGUUCCAACCCUCGGACCUCUCGAUAUGUUCCGUGAGCAUGCUAUGGAACGCUACUCAAGGGCUUACAUAUGUGUCCGAUAUCUUCUCUACCAGACCACAUCAUUGAAAUUUGCUCCAAUCAAGGCCAAACUUGGGAAGAACCAGUAUUUCGUCUCUGGUAUAGUGCAUCCAGACAGGCUCCCCUCGUGGAUGGGGAAUGAGACAGUUAAAGAGUUUGUUCGCGAAGAUGGAACAGAGGACGACGAGCAACUCUCGGAGCAUAUCAACUCAUACCUCAAGCGGAAGAAGAUCUGCUUGUCGCAAGACAUUGUCGACUAUAAGCACGACAUUCGAGACUUUGAGAUUGGCCCCCAGUGGCGUGACCACUUGCGCCACGAGCUGUCACUUCCUAGGCUCAGGUGUGACUUUAGCACCCUGACUUUGAUCCCAACUGCACUUCCUGCCGCAGAAGACCCUGGCCCUGUACAAGUUCUACAGGAGGGUCCAUGGAUUAUCUAUGACAAUGAGAACCCGGAUCAGGUCACACCAUGGACAGACGUUCUGGAAGUUUUACACUCAGGGAGCAAGUUCUGCAUAGAAUAUUCUCUGAAGGUAGUGGACACCGAAGAAGACGGACCAUACCCAUACGAGUUCGACGGAGGCCCUAUUCAGGUAUACAGUGAUGAAGUAGGGGCUCUAGCCAUAACAGAGAACACUGCUGCCCAGGACGAUGCAACCACUCAUGCAAAUCACCCGACGCCUUGCACUCAUAUUGCCCCAGCGCCUGCCCAAGUUGAUAUAAAGGGAAAGGGAAAGGGCCCUGAAACCCCAGAGCUCUCUCAUACCGGUUCAAAGUUGUCUUACUUACAGGGUGCGCUUACGGGAUCAAAUUAUCAUGGGAUUCGAGGCAUUGUGACCCCAGAUAAACUGUUUGGCGACUGCAAAUCGGCAGAGUCACAAGCCUGGCACCUAGGCAUUGAUGUGUCAACUCCAGCCGGUAUUGAGGCUUUCAUUCGAAAGGUUGUUGGCACGUUACGUGUUGCUAAUGUCGCGCCAAAGGCAGCAUUAAACCUGUCAGGUCUCCCUGGCACUGUCCGACAAGAGAUCCAGAGAGGUAUGGCAGCGGCAACAGCUACAACUCUAAAUGCAGAUCUUUGCGAAAACGAAGAAGAUGCCACAAGCAUGGCAGGCUUCUACAAGAUGCAGAAGCUAUUUACCGGUGACGAAUCCCAGACUGGUCCUCCACUCGAUGCUUGCCUUACGAUUGCCAACGCGCAUUUUGAUACUUGGCAUGACAAGCAGUGCACGCUUGCCAAGUACGCCCUAAAGUCGCUUCCAACUGUCAGCAUCCGACCCCUAGGACAUCAAAUCACUGGUUUCCUAUGGAUGGUACUAAAGGCGUAUGGUUAUAUACUUGCUCCAACAAAAGAAGGUCAGGCUGCAGCUGACCUACUUCAAAUGGCCCGCACGUUUGAAUGGGUGUUCCGAUAUUUCACUCCUGAUGCCCCAGGAAACUACAGGCCCCAUCUCAUACUAGCGCCGGCUGGACCUGUCAUCGAACAAUGGCGUCAGGACAUUACAAAGCACUUCAAGGGAAUUAAUCUGGUCCUCGCCUAUGGAGACUUACCACUAAGCCACGGCCAGCCAGGAGACGAGAAAACCUUCAAGCCAGCCGAUUGGAUUGGAAAGUGGAAGGGGGUGUUCCAUACAGUGAUUCUAGAUGAGGGUCAUAAGAUUCGCAACCCGUUGAGCAAUAUCCAUGUUGCAGUGGCGAGGUUGAACGCGCGGCAUCACUGGUUCAUUACAGGCACACCAAUCCAGAACCAGAGCACGACUAGGCGCGACUGGAUCCAAACACUUGAUGGCAACUACAAGGACUUUGAGCUCCUGGAGAAGUCGACGAUAAACAAGCUUUACAGGUGCAUGGAAAGACUAUUACUCCUUCAGCGAUCAACGGCAACCUCCAUACCCUUAAAUAGUCAAGGGGAGCGGCUGUCACUGGCUAACCUAAUGCCACCAUACGAAAUUACCACAGUGCAGUUGAAGAUGAGUUCUGCGGAAGCAGCAGAGUACCAGUUCUUCCAUCAGUCGUUUGUCAAGGAUUACGAAGAAGGCCUUGAGAUAUGGGCAAAUCAGAAACAAAGCCGUAUCGACCCAACGGCAGAAGUCAAAAGCUUUCCUUGCAUUACCGGCCCACUACGGGCGAUGACGGUAAAUGCAGUCUCGACUAUACUAAGCCGAUUCCACGACACCCUGGAUAAUACGAAGGUUCGGAAGAAGCGCCUUGAUGACACUGUUGCAACUAUCAGCAUACUACGAGCCCAAGGCUUCACGGGACUGCAGCUUGCACAUGCUACUGUGCGAAAGGGCGAUCGGGUGAUCAAGGACGCUGCCGAUUUGAUACACCACUUGACUUUCGUCUCCCCGAAGAUGCGUUGGAUUCUAAAAUACGUGAUGGAUCAUUGCCUGAAAAGGAGACCAGAUGGAGGACGGAACAAGUUGCUGUGCUCUGAGGAUAUCCCCGUCUCAGCAUGGUUUAUUGAGACAGUGUUGAAGUCAAUAUACAUCCGGGCAGAGGUGUUGCAUGCUGGUCUGAAUGACCUCCAGCGAAUCGCGCUCAUUCAGGAGUUCAAUGAGCCCCAGUCGGACUUGGUUGUCCUAGUUAUGAUGUAUCAGGUGUCAUCACAGGGCGCCAACUUAGACGGGGCAUGCCAUCGGGUAUGCUCGGUCACUACAGCGAUCAACCUGCCGUCAGAGCUACAGGUACACUAUCGACCUAUCCGAGUGUCGCAAAAGGAGAAGGUCACCAUCGUGCAACUUUCUGUAGUCAACAGUCACAACGCCUGGCGUGAAACUAAGCAGGUCGACAAGAGCAUCAUUGAUGUGUUGACAAAACUCCGCUCUCCUGAAUCCUUCCAGGUCAUCGCAGAUGCUUUGAACGACAACCGGGAUGAAAUGUUGGCUGCGCACAAUUCCGAUGAGGAGAGGGACAGCGGCUCUUCUGAUGACGAGGGUCCUGCCCAGGGUGCAUCAUUUACCCCCGUUAACAGGAAUCUACGGAAGCGGAAGCGUACCCAGCAGGAAACAGAUGAUACCGAUGAGGGUCCUGACGACUUGCCUCCUGCAUACGAGACCCCCGAUGCAACUUACUCUCCAACUAAGCACGAAACUGAUGAAGAGUCUGAGAACUGUGAUGAUGUCUCUAACGAAGACGGUGACGACGAGGACGAGGGGGUUACGCCCAAUGAAUACAUUUCGGACUUCAGGAAGGCCUGA
Molecule: messenger RNA, 3897 nt
Organism: Pseudogymnoascus destructans
Lineage: Eukaryota; Fungi; Ascomycota; Leotiomycetes; Thelebolales; Thelebolaceae
Gene: TTF2
Product: transcription termination factor, RNA polymerase II
Exons: 10
Coding region: 1-3897 (1298 amino acids)
Molecular function (GO): ATP binding; ATP-dependent chromatin remodeler activity
Source: RefSeq, a predicted model, not a curated record